AUGUCAGAUCUUCCAUCCACUUUAGACUUCAUUUCACACCGUCUUUCUACUCUCUUGUCUUCCUUAUCUCCUUCCUCAGUAAUACAUACUCUCUUGUUGCUUGUUGUAGUACCUGUCCUUGUAAUGAUAGGUAAUUUCUUAAUACCCAAAGACCACGUGUGCAGCCGAACUGCAGAAUAUGCUCAACCAAACAGUAAACUUUGGAAUGCUAUAGUGGAGUUUGGAGCUUACCCACGAUGGAGGUCCAAUAUAACAAGAGUUGAAACCAACCCACCGGGACAUAUCCCACCUGACGGAUUUGAGUGGUUUAGGGAAUUCUCACCACGCGGCGACAUGAACAUGAAAUUCCGCGUAAUAGAACGUUUGGAAGGCAAAUUAUUAAAAAGAGAGAUUGUACGUGAAGGAGGAGUUCAUUUCAGUGGUAGUUGGACCAUUGAACUUGAAUCGACAGGCGAAAACUCUACAAGGGUGACCAUCACCGAAAAGGCUAGGGUUCAUAAAGCUUUAUAUAAAGUCAUGGGAUUGAUUAUUGGAUAUAAUAAGAUAAUUGAUCUAUUUCUAAUGGAUCUUGGUGCAAAAUUUGAUCAGCAAGUAAUAAUCACGGAUUCAAUGAAAGUCCAAGCUUCUGGUGAAAAGAUCAGAGAAAAAUCGAGGAAAUCAAGUAAUAAAAUGGUUCUCGAAGAAUGA
Funneliformis mosseae is the source of this 687-nucleotide messenger RNA. NCBI's taxonomy places the organism in Eukaryota, Fungi, Glomeromycota, Glomeromycetes, Glomerales, Glomeraceae. The record is from the annotation of a GenBank genome assembly.